Molecule: messenger RNA, 2150 nt
Organism: Rhinichthys klamathensis goyatoka
Lineage: Eukaryota; Metazoa; Chordata; Actinopteri; Cypriniformes; Leuciscidae
Gene: tmem269
Product: transmembrane protein 269
Exons: 6
Coding region: 396-1178 (260 amino acids)
Biological process (GO): phospholipid biosynthetic process
Cellular component (GO): membrane
Molecular function (GO): phosphotransferase activity, for other substituted phosphate groups
Source: RefSeq, a predicted model, not a curated record
AUAAUAGGUCUAUACACUACUGUUUAAAAGUUUGGGGUUGGUAAGUCUCUAAUGCUCACCAAGGCUGCAUUUAUUUAAUUAAACACACAGUAAAAAAGUAAUAUAAGGAAAUAUUAUUGUGAUUUAAAAUAAUUUUCUAUUUCAAUAUAUGAUUUAAAAUUUGAUGUAUUCCAGUGAUGACAAAGCUGAAUUUUCAGCAGCCAUUACUCCAGUCUUCACUACCAAUAUAAUUCAUAUUUACUUACUUUAAUUAGCUUUAUUCAUUUAAGGUUAUGUUAUUCUCAAUGGAUAUCUCACAUUCUUUAAUAACCUUUACAGAAAUAAUUUGAAAUGAGGUCCAAUUGCCUUAAUAUACAAACAAACAUCAAGCUCUAUGGUGAAUUCUGUGUGUUGGCAUGUGCUGUGUCUCAUUGACUGUUUUCUUUCAGAUGAAGAGUCGCUUGAAAUCGACUGGCUUUGGAAUCACAUCAAGUUCAGCCUUUUUCCAGGACGCUAACAAACUGCUUCUAAACGAACAGGCUAACUGGGUGCAUCUAAAGGAGUUUGCCCGGAAAAAUGCUGCCAACUCUCUUUCUGUUGCCAACAUGCUCAUGGGCAUGGCCUCAAUCCUCUGCAGUCUCAACGGCCAUCACCAUGCGGCCUGCUGGCUGGUUCUGAUCGGUUACCUGCUGGAUUUAGCAGAUGGAGCGGUUGCUAGGCAACUGAAUGCUUGUUCUGCACUGGGUGCAAAGUUGGAUGAUUUUGCUGAUUUCACAACUUUUGGAAUAGCAACAUCUCUCAUCUUAAGGACACCCAGUCUACUGGAUAACAUCCUGUGCAUGUUGUAUGUGCUGUCUGUCUUUACUCGUCUCUGCUUCUUCUCUAGUGGAAUCCCGUUCAUGUACCGUGGCCUACCAUGCAUCUACUCCUCUGCCAUCCUAGUGUGUGUUUCUCUGCUGACUGGAGGAAAUAUGGCAGUACUGAGAAUCUUAGCAGUGGCCAUGAUUAUCUUCAUGGUCAGUCAGACCUUCUACCCUCAUGACAGAGUACUGGAGUCUCAGGCCUGGAAGAAGGUGGUCUACAUUGGCGGAAUUGCCAUGGUGUUUUGCCCCUCCUUCCCUCCAGCUUGUGUUUACUACUUGUUAUGGUCAGUUUCCUACAUACUGUUUCCAACAACCCUUUGGAGCUGCAAAGUGUAAAGGGGUAAUGGCCUAUGAGGCUCAUUCGACAGAGAACCCCUGAAAAAUCAAACCAAUUUAGAAAAUCAGAAAAAUCACUUUUUGUUUUGAGGUGAUGAGCUUCAUGAAAUCUACAUGAUCUACAAUAGGAGGCCUACAGUACGGACAUUUUGAUUGCUGCUGUUGUUUCAUCGCUAAGGAUGAGAAAUGCUCUUUGCCUCUGCUUCACACAUAUUGUCAUGUGUUUGAAGGUCAUGUUGACACAGACACAGUAGAUGGUCUCUAAUACACUAUGUGUGGUGUUUGUUGCACAGUUCAGCCUGACUGAUUUGAAUCUGAAAAGGCAAGAAGCAGAGUAGAGAUUGUCAAAUUUGCUGUGGAAUUUAUACUUGUAGAAUUAUGCUUAUUAUUAUUUUAUUUUUUUUAAUUGUGGUUAUUGUUUAAGAGACUGAUCCGAAAAAGACAACUCAACUCUUAAUCAUAAUCAUAUUUUUUGCUUUCUUUAUUCUGAUUACAUUCCCCCUUUUUAAAUAAAUACCAUAAGGGAAUUUUAUGCAUAUGAUCUGUGUCAUUUCAUGUAAAAAUAAAAUAAAACAGAAAACACUACAGUAUGAAUAAGGUAGUGGCUCAUGUAGUUUAUCUGGUGCCUGGUUCAUGUGUGACUUUGAUCAACACUUUAUGUCCCAUAUAAUAUUAGCUAGGCCUUUUAAAACAAAUUCCUCAAAUAUGAAGAAUGUGGCAGUUGGUUUAAUCUUGAUAAAUGAGUUUUAUCUGUAUCAGUUGGCCUCUGUUUUAAGGGGUCCUGCUUUCUGACUCAGUAAUCAGUAAUUACUUGUUUAGCAAGUGAUCUUCCAUUGGAUUUGCUAUGUUCUGUUCACAGGUUCAAUGAGAGAUUAUUACCCUGCAACAUAACAGUAUUGAGGCAUUAUUUUGUGUUUUGUGCACCACUUGUGGUUACUUUUUAUUAAAAUUUAGUUGGUGUUAAAAAGAAAA